Babjeviella inositovora NRRL Y-12698 is the source of this 1141-nucleotide messenger RNA. RefSeq lists its product as uncharacterized. The transcript has a single exon. NCBI's taxonomy places the organism in Eukaryota, Fungi, Ascomycota, Pichiomycetes, Serinales. The record is from RefSeq and is a predicted model, not a curated record. The coding region runs from base 6 to 899 and encodes 297 amino acids. Gene Ontology annotation, cellular component: mitochondrial inner membrane.
UGACAAUGGGUGUGAUUCUUCCAGGAAGUGAAAGCCCUGCAGACAGAACCAGUAAAGGAAAGACAAGAUUCUAUGUGAGACCUAGCUUCGGGCUCACGCUAUUCGGGCCGUUUGUGCCUGCGUCAGACUGCCUACCGGGGCUCUACGGCCUCACAGCAUUCCAGCUUGUAUCGGCAUUAGGAAUGUUUUACGCGGGCCGCCGAAUCCGGUUCCGCCAGGGUUUCCGGUUCAAGCUGCUCAAAUACGCCACCUACGCCACCGGGACGUACCUUGUGUUCCAGUCGGGGCUCGAGAUUGCGCGCUUGAGCUUGCCGCACGAUCCGUACUUUGACGAUGCCAGGAGAGCCCGGUUGGAGGCUGAGGCCAGAGGCGAACGUCCGUCCUGGUGGUUUGGUCCACUUAACUGGAAACCCAUUCCAUACAAGCAGUACUCCGCGGAAAUGGACCGCUGGAUCACAAACGCCGAGACAAGUAAUGGAAUCGGCGAGCACUUAGAGGCAGUGCAGGCCAGUCGCAACCACACGUUUACAAAAAUGUACGCAGGAAUCAGAGAGUUGAAUAAGAAAAAGGCAGCGGAGUUGUUGGCCACGGAUGAGUACCGCAACGUGACCGAAGAGACCAAAUCUACUCGUGUCAAGAACUUGAACCUCAAUAACACCUAUGUCCGAGCGAAUAUCGAGCUUGGCAAGGUGGAAAUAAACAACGAGGCGGAUUUUUUACUCGUGUGGGGCCAGUUGGAGCCCUGGGAGAACUUUGCGCUUGAAACCGACAUAUCGCUUCGCUUCAUCCCGCAGAGAACGAUACACCGUCCGGAGGAUAUCGUGUUUCUAGAUCCGGCGCCACCAGUGGAUGAGGAGUCUGAGUUUGUUGAUUCUCAGUACCCGGAGGAUUCUGAGUAGUUUCAACAGUUGGGAGAAAAAAAGUGCAUGACAUGCUCUGAGCAUAUAUUUAUUAUCAGUUUUAGCACCAGUAUUGAACUGGGACCCUUAUAGAAUGUGUGACCGUAGUUGUAAGGAAAUCGAUCCACGACGCACAAGUACGAAUGUGUGUCAUACCCGAAUAUAAAUUGGUAAAUACAAUUAACUAUGAAAUUACUUAAGGUGAUGCUAUAGCCAGCGUUACAGUCGAGGUAUACCCGCAG